This is a messenger RNA of Hermetia illucens (black soldier fly), 2839 nucleotides long. Its product is annotated as zinc finger MYND domain-containing protein 11. The record is from RefSeq and is a predicted model, not a curated record. Gene Ontology annotation, molecular function: transcription corepressor activity; protein binding. Gene Ontology annotation, biological process: regulation of transcription elongation by RNA polymerase II. Lineage: Eukaryota; Metazoa; Arthropoda; Insecta; Diptera; Stratiomyidae. The transcript is spliced from 8 exons. The coding region runs from base 272 to 2632 and encodes 786 amino acids.
CAUAUCAAGAAGAAGACUAGUUUUUUAUUAGUGGCAGAAAUCGAUAAAUAAAUAUAAACAGAAAAGUGAAAUAAUUUCUGGAUUGAACCCGGGUGUGCACUUCUUCGUCUGUAGUGAGAGUGCUGCCGAAGGGGCUGAUUGAUAAAGUCGCCGGAUUAGAUUAAAGCGGCUAAUUUUGUAGGUUAAAAGGAACGUAUUUAUCCUGCCCUGUUUCCAUCACCGGCCUCUAACCGGGCAUAUUACACUAAACCGCACAUCACACGAUAAAGCAAUGAAUCAGGAGAGGAAAGCAAACAGCAGUUUAAUUCGAAUACUAUGGGCGGUUAUAAAGCAGCAGAAGCCAGCAACUGCCUCGACUUCCAAAAUCGUCAAAUUUCUUAUGACUGAAGGGGGCCUGACAGAAACUGAAGCAGAAGAUGCCGUGAAGGAUGCCGUUGAGGAUGGGUUGCUGGAAGUAAAUAGCAACAGCUCGACUCCAGCCAGGAAUGCAAGGAAAAGUCCAACAAGAACAUAUCGAAUUCCGUCUGAAGUUGGAGUAUCGAUAGCCGACCUCGACCACGAUCUGUACUGCUUCGAAUGCCACAGUCCUGGAAAUUUACAAAAAUGUUCAUUAUGUCCGCGUGUUUUCCACGAGCAUUGUACUCCAACCAAUGCCAACAGUUCCAGCACAAACAAGAGAGGACAAUCACCUCCAAAUCAGCAACCAGUGACUACAAAUGACACCACAACAGAAUCUGUCGAAGAAUCUGUUUCACAAAUGGAGACAACAGUCAAUGAAGCAGACGUAGAAGAGCAACAACCCCCAGCAGAGCAUGUUGAAGAAAAACCAUCAUUCAAAAGAGAGGUUGCCAGCAGCACGGAAGACAUAAGGAUACAAAGAUUGCUAUCACAAAACUCUGAGACCAAAGAUGUGAUGUGUAUGGGCGAGGUGCGACCACCCAGUCGCCGAACGAGGCGGGUUCUAUCCACCUAUGAGAAACUCGAUGCAUCUGCCCUAGAUACAGAUGAAAAUCAGGAUAAUGUGAUGUUGUGCACUUCGUGCCGGUUAUAUCGAACACAAAGUGAUCCAGUCAUUGAAGCCGAAGAGAAAAAUUAUCUUUUGAAAUUCAUAUUUACGCGAAUAAAAACUUGGAUCACAGCCGAUACGUAUUCGCCUCUCCCGUUUUCAUCAAGCAUUCCAAUGCCAUCGAAGCAAGAAUUUGAGCUGUUCGAAAAGAAAUGUCUGAAAUUUCCAAAAACGCUUGAUUAUAUCGAUAAAAAGUUGAAAUCGAAUGGGUAUUCGAGUCUAACGGAGUUUCAGUGUGAUAUUAUGGAUAUACAACACUCGGUCGGGGUUGUUUAUGGAGUGCAAUCAGAUGAAUACUAUGCUUGCGUGUAUCUUCUGUCGGACUGCGCGUUUGAGUUGUCUGAAAUUCGUAAGUGUGCCGACUGCUACCGUCAUUCCAACGAAAAGUCGAAUGAAUAUUGGUUCUGCAAGCCAUGCGUGCCCCGCCAUGAGUUGGUAUUUGCAAAGCAAAUUGGCUACAGUCAUUGGCCGGCCAAAGUGAUAAAACUAGAGAAUAAUCGUUACGAUGUGCGUUUUUUCGGUAGCCAACAUCUCCGUGCUAACAUCGACGCGGUCUACGUUCUACCCAUCGACACUGAUAUCAAAUCAUUGAAAGUAAAGAAAACUGUCAGUUUCAAUAAGGCCAUGGAGGAACUUGAGAUCCAUCAGGAACUAUCGAAAUGGCCGCCUGGACAAUUCUCCUAUGAAGCCGAACGAAAGCACCCAGUUGAUCUGUCCGGUAUACACUCGAUUUGGCAAAACCAGAAAAGAAAACCAGGGAAAGGUAAGAAAACCGCCCAAAACUCAGUAAAUCGUGAGGCGGAUACAUCAUCUGAAGUGUGGAACACAUCGUUGAACUCCACAACUAUGACCACUGCGUCCACUACUACAGGGGAGAUUGCAUCGCCCCUGCAAAGUCACACGACCCCAAAUAACAGAGGAGGUAAACGAAGGAAAAAUAAUUCCAGCGCAACUGAAAGCAGCAUUCAUAGCGUGGCUGAUAUGAUUGCAAAUAAAAAAUCAAAACCAAACGCUAUCUCUACGCCGCUGAAGAAGAAGGUGAAUGCUAAGGGCAAACCAAACAUGGCAAGACAAAAAUCAGCAAAUGGAAAUGAUCCAAAUAAAAGGUCAGACGUCGAAGAUCCGAAUCAACAAGUUCCAGUGAGUCAAACAAAUGGUGAGGAAUCAGAAGUCUCUUCGACGCAAGAUCAUUCUUCCCGGCCAACAUCAAAGCCAAACACACCAGCACGAAUCAAAUCAAAUCUUGGAAAGCCAAAGCAGGACAUCGUUGAAACGCUGCUUCGUGAUCUGCAAGCGCUGAAAUGUCCCCCAGCAGCUUGUAAACUAGCGACGCAAACACUUCAGGCGGAAAUCGAGCGAGCAGCAGAACGCAACAAGCAGCUUAUAGAGAAGCACAACCGAGCAAUUGCCGUCAUAAAGAAAAAACAAUGGUGUUAUUAUUGCGGCAAAGAGGCCAUCUACCAUUGUUGCUGGAACACAGCCUAUUGUUCGACUGAAUGCCAGCAGGAACAUUGGCAGAUGGAGCACAAAAAGGCAUGUCGACGGGAUCGCCGAAAAGCGGACUAAUCUAAAACGAGGCGUAAAUACCAACCUAUUUAUUAGACUAAGUGUUUUCAAAGUGAAGUGACUUUUUUUUCAUGUUCUACUCUUUAUUUUCUUGUUGUUUUCCUUGAUCUAAUCGCUGUUGAACUUAGCCAAAAAGUGAAAUGUUCUAGUGAUAUUUUUCUCGCACGGAAAAGCGCCCAAACAUUGAAAAUGAUUUAUUUGUCGUCA